Messenger RNA from Dreissena polymorpha, 5726 nucleotides. Its product is annotated as 5-hydroxytryptamine receptor 2C-like. The transcript has 2 exons. The coding region runs from base 107 to 1285 and encodes 392 amino acids. The record is from RefSeq and is a predicted model, not a curated record. Gene Ontology annotation, molecular function: neuropeptide receptor activity. Gene Ontology annotation, cellular component: membrane. Lineage: Eukaryota; Metazoa; Mollusca; Bivalvia; Myida; Dreissenidae. Gene Ontology annotation, biological process: neuropeptide signaling pathway.
AAUUAUUGCAAUGAAUAGAACACACGUUGAAGAAAACGCAAACGGAUAGUCUUCGUACUUCAUAACAUUUUGGGUUAAAACUACUAAACAAUUGCCAACUAUUGAAAUGGCAAAUCUGACAGCGGAAGACUUAAAUGGACGAAUAGUGCGGGAAAUAUGGUGGGUUUCUGUGUUCAUUGGGUUGGAAAUAGUUGCAGGUUUAAUUGGCAAUGUAAUUGUGCUCUACGUGUUUGGACGCCAUUACCACCACUGUAAUUUCCGUUAUUUUGUUCUGUGCAUUGCUUAUAUUCACAUUCUGAGCGUCUGCACAAUAAUGCCAGCAGAGAUUGUAAACCAGUUAUACUGGUACGUUUAUCCUCUUCAUGAAUCUGUAUGCAAGAUAAAGGCUUAUCUAAACCUAUUCACCGUAGCAGUAGAGGUGUUUUGCCUAUGUACUGUCGCUAUUGACAGAUACCGGAAAAUGUGCGCACCUCAUGGUUGGCAGAUCCGACCUGUCCACGCAUUCCGGAUAUGCGUAAUCAUCGUGGUGAUUGCAGCAGUGAUUUCAACUCCAGUUCCGGUAUUAUGGGGACUGCAAACGUUAAAUGUCACCAAUGUAAAGGUCACCGUUUGUGAGAAGGACGAACGAUUUUUGAAAACUGGUAUUCACCAAAACUAUAUAAGUGGCAUGUCUGCUAUAGUUGUAUCUGCUGCAAUAAUAACGAUAUUGCUAUACUUCACACUAUAUUUCAGGGUACAUCGAACAUUUUUCGAACAAAAGCAUAGAUUCAAAUCAGGUAGAACAGUUUCCAGAAAUGUACCUAAUGAAAGCAUUGAAACAAACGAUAAUGUUCUUCCAGAUGCAAACGAUCUGAUCAUGAAAAGAAAAUCAGACGACACUAAAACAAACGUUGAAACGUCAGAAGAUUAUUCCAGCCAUGUGCCCGACGACAAUAAUGUCAUUAUCCACAUAACAAAUCAACCGAAAAAUUCUGCAGAUAGUGUUCAACUUGAGAACGUUCAGAACGUUUCAACAAGACACAAACCAGAGAUCGGACCAAAUGCGAACGAGGAAAAUAUGUGUGACAUUAUGAACAGUACCUCAUUGGAAGUUAAAUCGAAACGAACAUUUAACAAACAAGUUCGGCUUCGCAGAACAACGAAAGUUACGUUAACGCUCAGUAUUAUAUUCAGCUUAACGUUUUUCUUGUAUGCAGGAAUGCACAUGUAUCUUGGAAAAGACGACCAAAAACUUCAUUAUAUGUCUGAUUCAAACAAGGGUCUCUUUUUCUUCGGCUUAAGUUGAACACAUCCACAGCGCCCAAGCAAACCAUUAAGAGCAUCAAGUCAACAUCCGACAAAACGAUUAUAAUCCUGUUAGACUGUCAACCUCUUGAUCGAAUAUAUCGGCGUUGACGCAAACUAAAUUAAAUAUCAUGUAUACUAAAAUGGAAAAUAUAACAGCACAUGAUUUAAAUGAACAAAUAAAACGGUAUGUUUUAUGGAAUAGUUUAUUCCUAGGACGUGAAAUAAUUCUAGGACUACUCGAAAACACGACCGUUUUGUAUGUGUUCGUUCGGCGGUACAAACGGUGCAACUUCCGGUUCUUUGUGUUAUGUUUGGCCGUCUUGGACAUGCUAGGGGUGCUAAUAGCAAUGCCCGGUGAGAUAGUGACCCUGAUAUUUUGGUAUAUUUACCCGCCGAUUCCUGCGUUCUGCAAGAUGAAAGUGUUCUUUAACAUAUUCACAGUGUCCGGCGAGGCUUUCUGCCUAUUCCUGAUAGCGGUCGACAGAUACCGGAAGAUACGGGCCCCGCAUGGUUGGCAGAUCAGCAGACGCCUAGCAUUUGCUUUAUGUGUUUUAAUAAUCGUCGCGGCAGGUAUUUUUUCAUUGCCAGUGCCCUUCCUAUGGGGAAUCCGUUCAUUUAAUGAUAAUACUACGAAUGUAACAGUAACCGUUUGUGAAAAAGACGAACGUCAUGUAAACACUGAGGAACAUCAUUUGGAUAUUUCCGUGACCAUGGCCAGUAUUUUGACUGUUCUAACAGCAUCCAUUGCCUUGUAUAUACCGAUAACGUACACUAUUUUGUCCAGUGAAUCUAACGAUUCUGUAACAAUGAAGAAAAUGACGCGACAAAAACAAACAGAACCUCACGAUGUCAUAAGUAUUCCAUCAAUUCAAGUUUCAGAACAUAUGGACAUCGAGGAUACAGCGUUCCACGAUAAAGAAACCAAAUCGAACACCUCAGAUAUGCCUACAUCUAUUAAGAUACAAAAAAAACGCUUUGAGAACACAUACUAUUUCUGAAUCAGAGAUUACUAGUUCUGAGUUAAAAGAAACAACAUCAACUCUAUGUGUGGAUACAUCAACGUUUAACAAUGAGACAUCAUGUAUGACUGACGAAGAAACUUCACGAAACAUGAAAGAAACAAUAGUUACCCCAACUAAGUUUCAAUUUGAUAAGAACACGUGCAUAACUGACUUUGGUAGAAACCUAAAACACGAUAUUCUGACUAAGGAAAAGCAGUCAUCAAGAAAACGUCAAUUAAGAAAUUGAGCACGUAGAAUUACACAUGUUCCACUUGUAUUGAGUAUAAUAUUUACACUCACCUCAGUAUUAUAUUUAAGCUUGCUUUUCGUACUCGGACGAGAUUCCAACUUAGUCCAAGAACUAUCUGACAUGAGUAAGGCAUUUUAUUUGUUUAGCAUGAGACUUGUGUUCAUCAACCACGUGAUAAAUCCUUUUGUGUAUUGGGAACUAGAUCGGGAAUUUAAGAAAACCGUGAAGCAGAUCUUCAAUAAACCAUGCAACAGAUGCUGUUGAUAUUUUAUAUCGCUUCGAGAUAACACUUUUAAGCAAUUUUAAAUUUUAUUAAUGAGUCGAAUUAUUCAAUGAAAAGUUACAGUGGACAUUCCAGUAUUAUAAUGUUUGAUACAUUCCUUCCUUGUUCACAGGUCAAUAGAAAAAAGCACAGAUUACGUUGACUUCUCUUUCUUGACGAAUCUCGUUGUUAUAAAAUGACGAUGGAUUUUAACAAUACCAAGCUUUAUACAUUUUAACCAACACAAAACACAAAAAUAAGCUUACAAAAAACAUAUAAGCUGCAAAAUAUAUGAAGAUGUACUAUACUGAUUAUUGUUAUUGUAAAUUAUUGUAAAUUGAUAACGUAAUGUUUCAAAGUAUGUUGACUAUUAUACAUAAGGCUGGUGUUAGAUAAAUGAUCUCUUUAUGUGUUUUGUUGUUGGCAACCACCUCAGCUAUAGUGUUGUUAAUUUAAUUAUGUACUAAGAAAUCAACAAUGUUGCUCUGUUAAUUAUAUGUGUUAAUUGGGCCUUAAAUUACCUUACUGUGCCUUCUUCCUGCAGUGCAACAAUGUCCUUACAAUGCAACUUUAUUUGAAUUGUGAUACUAUGAGGUUUAUUCCUACGUACACUUAAAUGAAUAAUGAAUACUGCUGGACCAAAUGUUAGGAUUAGAGCGGUUUCAUCAGUUUCAUUCAUAUUUUUGCGUGUUGUCUUGUCUAGAGCAUUUGUUUGGUGGCAUUGGUUCGCACCGUAUAAUACGGGGUUUAUCGCCUGCUUAUCCAACUUCAGUGUCUAUGUAUGUGUACUUGCUCUAAAAUAAAACAUGUUCAUGAGGAAUAAAUUGAGCCAUUGUACACUUGUGGUGUAAAUACUUAAAACAUGUACACAUAUCACGAAUCUAGUUACUUCCAUUAACAAUGCCUGUCCUAUUAUGUGAAUAAAUUGAAAUAAUGAAACUCAAGAAAGAUGUUCAUGGGAGACAUUCUUAACAUUAUUAAUAUCCACUAGCCAUGUUUUAAGACAUAUUACCAUAUAUCUACAAAGUACUGUUAAGACGACCACCCAAACAACAUGACAUGAAAUUUAUGAAAUGAUUUAAGUUGGGGUCAAUUGCUCCUAAAUAAUUCGGGGCUAAGAAUUAGGCUCAGCUAGCCCUCACAGCGAUUUAAACCCCCAUGACACCCGUCAUUUAUGCAGUUUAAUGUUUAUAACUUUGAAAUGCAUUCUCUUUCAUUCAUGUUUGAUUAGAAUCAUGUUGAUGGCGUCAAUUUUUACCAUAAAUGUUUGUAAAUUAAUGUCAACCAAGUGUAAGGUUGGGGGCCCCAUUUGAACCUGUUUAACCCUCACGAACCCGUGCACAUAAGAAUUAUCUUCGCUACUGAAAUUUAAUUUUUUAAUAUAUGUGGAAUAGAAUGGAUCAAUAAAGGAACAAUCUAUCUUACUAUGGCUUAAUUGCCUUUCGGGGCAAAUUUUUUCAUGUUGCAGCGUUGUACAUGCUUAGAUCGGAUGAAAUACAAUACGUACAUGUAGUAUGAUUGAAAACUUAUUACAUGUGUAGGAUAGGUCAUUUUACUCUAUGUUAAACAUAUAUUAUCUAAGUAGUAUAUACAAGUGUUUGUUUGUCUUGUUGUUUUAUGUAUCCAUUUGCAUCAGUUGUUAAAUUCAGCCUCUUCUCAGGUGUGCGCCUUUGAUGUCAUACAUGUAGUUCAAAGUCACAAGUACUCGGUCGUCCUUAUUAAAGGACAAUGAUAAUUAAUAAAUGACCAUAAUUCAGAUUAAUUGCCUGCUUGUGCUACUGGCUUUUCUUAUUGUUUAUAACAAAUCAUGAAAAUGUAUUUUAUAAUAAGAUUUACUGUUUUUUUAUACCGGUUUAUCUAAACGAUCUACAUUUUUUUUUCAUUUAUUAAUACCCUUGCGUAAGCAAAAUUCCAAUGUAUUUCUGUCAGGAAGCAUUUUUUAUUUAUACGAUGGGGAUCUUUCAUAACUUAUAUGCUCGAAUACAAAUUACUUUAAUACAUUAACUGACGAGUUUCAUCAAUCGUGUAUUUUGUUAUGCAUGUUGGAAAAAAAAGUUUAAGAUUUAACGUCAUCAAGAUCACGUUUUUUUCUCAUUUUAACGUAUAGAUAAAUUUGUCUCUAUUCUGAAUUCAUUAACUUAAUUGCAUUCGGUCAGUAUGUUCUAGGAAUAGCUUACAAACACAACCGAGUUUAUAUUUAUUCAUUCCUAGCCGAUAUACGCGCUACGCUAAUUAUCGAUACAACAUACUGAAUGCUGUUGGGCAGAUUUAGGAUUCUAUGAUUAGACUGGACACAUACAUUAUUCAUAGGUAAACAACAACAACAAUGACAAUAAAACGAAAUAUAACGCAUUGUGCAAUUUUAAUUCACACAUAUAAGUAUACCAAGCACAUGUUUGGUUUCUAAAACAAAAUUGCUUUUAGUUCAGAAGCCUUAAAUAGACUUUCCGGGUCGUUUCAAUUUCGAGAAAAAUUAUUUCAUCUACUGGAAGCAAUGUAUCAUCUACUCUAAACUUGUCGAACUUCCUUGCAUCUGACACAAGAUCCGCUAUGUCACUUCCUGUGUUUAAAGACUAAGUAUUAGUCAUAUGAUUCCAUUUCCAUUUUGUAAGACUUCAUACAAUGACAGCUAUUUUUCAAGUAUCCUCGCAGCUUUUAACUAAUUCGAUAUGUUAAUGAAUGUUUAAAGUCGUAUUGAUUUAUGAUAUUUAUGUAAUUGUUUUUCUUUCCCAUGUAUGAUUGUUUUUUUAUAGCUUGCUUUUAUAUUUGAUUAAAUAAAUAUUGUUAAAACUACACAGCCCGUCCUAUGAUGGAAGAUAAUCAGCGGAAGGGCAGGGUUCAAGUAAAUGAUUAUAUCAUCACGACAAUAUUAAUUAUUUUCAUUGGCAAUAUUUUACUUUCUCAUUCUUUAUACAACACAAAUGAG